Messenger RNA from Solea solea (common sole), 2826 nucleotides. It is a transcript of the gene igsf5a, whose product is annotated as immunoglobulin superfamily, member 5a. The coding region runs from base 1182 to 2288 and encodes 368 amino acids. The record is from RefSeq and is a predicted model, not a curated record. Gene Ontology annotation, biological process: cell-cell adhesion. The transcript is spliced from 8 exons. Lineage: Eukaryota; Metazoa; Chordata; Actinopteri; Pleuronectiformes; Soleidae.
CAGCCAAAUGCCGGUCUCUGGUCCUGAGAAAAGGUGUGAGCGGUUCAGUUUUAGCCUGGGAAGGCCGCAGAUAGCAACAGUGACAGAAAAGCCAAUCAAGAACCUGUUACAUGUCGGCAAAUUUGUUAGUUAUGUUUUGUUUUGGGAGUCAUGUUUUUGUCAUUUCCUGUUUUAUUUUGGUGAGGGUUUAGGGUUUCCUGUUGGCCUGCACUACGUCUACCUUGUCCUUGUCUUGUCUGAUUACCUUGAGUGUUUGCACCUGGUAUCACUCCCUGAUUGUCAGCACCUGGUCUCCUUUCCCUUUCCCCUUCUUAAGUCACUCACUAACCUUGUUCAUGUUUAGAGAGUAGAAUCUAAGGAAGUGGCAGGCACAGAAGGUGGUAAUAAGAGCAGAAGCAAGGCUGCGGCACAACACCCUGAACAGCCCCAGGGUAAAAGAGAAGAGCAGGCUGAGGCAGGAUGAAGUAUGUGCAGAAAUGGAGGAAGAACUCCACAGCAAGAUGGCAAAUAUGCACCAUCAUGGCACCGGGACCAGGGGAGAGUGUGCAGAACUGUGCAAAAUCCCCUGGCCAGAGCUCUGGAAAGCUGAACCACUGCACACCAAAUUCCUCAUCCAAUCGGCGUAUGACAUUCACUCGAGCCCAGCCAACCUUCACCUAUGAGGCAUGACGGACUCCUCAGCCUGCCAACUGUGCCUGAAGAAGGGAACUUUGGAACACAUGGCACCAUGACCAGGAUAUGGGCAGAUGCAAACUACACCGAAGACCAGCCCUCCCCAAACAAUACACCGCCUUCAUCAGGUCUGGGAGUGCGAGGCUGUUGGAGGGCUUCUUACCACCACCCGCCGCUCCCUGUCGAUCUGUGGAAACAGCUGAAGAAUCCAACACCACAUUGCAGCUACUCUCAGACAUCGUUCUAACAUUUGAAACAACAAAGCAGGUGGUCGUAUUGGAACUUCCCAUCCCCUAUGAAGACAGGAUUCAGGAAGAUCAUUUGUGGAGAAGAGCAAAGUAUGCACAGGUCAUAGUCGAGGAAUGGUUGGAGGCACUCACUGACAUGGUUUCUCACACUCCUUGGGAAAAGAGGACUGCAAAGAAAGAAGAACCCUGCUUAACAUUAUGGAGGCAGCAGAAAACACCUAUGGGUGGGUGUGGAUCCAGAGGGGGGAGAUCUGUGGGUAAAUGCACAGCUUGGACAGAAGUCAGGAUCUCAUCACCGCUGGCUGGGUCGCAUGGGUUGCCUUUAAAAAGCAAUACAUUGUAUUGAGACAUUGCAACAUAGUGAUGUUGCAGCAGUUCUUGCUGCGUCCGCAGAAUUCAACAGUGCUGUAUGGCACGGAUGCAAGCUUCCAAGCCGAGGUGGGUGGAAGCUGGCAGGUCAUGACCUGGCAGGUCCGAGGGUUCCUGGUUCUCACUGUCCCUGUGGAUGACAACGUAACCUCAUCCUCAGAGCAGUUUUCUGCCAGAUUCUGCUCGGCCGGUGACACCCGCUGUGUGGAGUUCACCAUCCACAACGUCACCCGCAGAGAGUCUGGGCCGAUCAUGUGCACUGUGCAGGGGGAGUACGGAUCGAAGACUGCACAGCUUUAUGUUGAAGAAACUGGUACAAUCAACAUCCUGGGAGGGAACGUGACUGUAACACAGGACCAGGAGGUGGCGUUCCAGUGUGUAACCACCGCUUGGUUCCCUGCACCCACUAUAACCUGGACACUGAAUGGACACGCUGUGGACAGCAGCCUGCCCAACACCACCAGCGUGGCAGAUGGGGAUUCCUUCAGCUCCACCAGCAUUCUCAAAUUACAUGCAGUUGGCGACACCGUAGUGGCGUGUCAUGCAACUGUGCCAACAUCAACAAACCCACUAUCCAGUUCCGUCUUCUUGGUAGUUGUUCCUGACUGGACUGUGCUGAUCGCUGUGGUCCUGUCGUUUGGAUGUUCCGCUCUGCUGGUUUUGCUCAUCCUGGGAAUCAUCUUCUGCUACAAACGCAGAAAAGAAAAACAAUCAAGCUACCAAGAUGAAAUGAUACGCAGAGUAAGGACACAGAGCCAGAUAAGUAGUGUCAGUGUGCCUGGACAGAGCCGGGGUCAGGUGAACACAGGGUUUGAACUGGAGGGUCAAACAAGUGUCCGAGCUCCGAGUGAACUCUCGGACCACAGCUCGCGCAGGGAAACUGUUUAUGCGAUGCCUGAUAUUAUCAACAAUAACCAGGCAGUUAAUAUCAACGUUUAUGGCAUCAACUCUGUGAAUCCAUCGGGCAUCAGGAAACACAGACAUGUUACCUUAGUGUAAGGACGGACAGAAGACUGCAAACAACACACCUGCACUCGCUUCUCUGAAGCUUAAAGCAAACCAUGGAAUGUAAAGACUGUAGAAAGGUGGGAAGACUGAAGGCUGGACUAAAGUCAAUGUUCCCCGUUUGUCUUGACGUUGUAUUGGCAGAACGUACGAUCGGAAACGAGUAGAACACAUUUUUUUUGGAGUCUUCUAUAAAUCGUUGAGCCUUUUUGCACAUCGGACAUUUUGACAUGUUUCAGCAGUAAAAAAAAAAAACAUUUUACUGAUCACAGUAAGAAUGGACCUGUCCAGUUUAUGUACGUCAGUACAGUGUGACAGUGAACCACCAUGGAACUGACAAAGCUAAAUGGAAUAGAGUGGAAUGGAAUUUUCCAACAAGGAACAAAUGAAUGACAAACAACUGAUGCUACAUUUGACGUGAAACUGUUUCCAUAUGGGGGACGAACGGGUCUGGGUCUACAUCUAGUUUAUAUUAAACCAUAGAUUUUUAUCUUUUGUUAUGUAAUCCAUAUUAAAUUCUUCAAAUAAUUCA